This is a messenger RNA of Leishmania braziliensis MHOM/BR/75/M2904, 2934 nucleotides long. RefSeq lists its product as hypothetical. The record is from RefSeq and is a predicted model, not a curated record. The transcript has a single exon. Lineage: Eukaryota; Euglenozoa; Kinetoplastea; Trypanosomatida; Trypanosomatidae. The annotation marks the transcript as partial.
AUGUACCCAUCCGCUUGCAGAGGACAAUCCGGCAGGAGGACCUCUAUCCCAGUUCCUGCGGGCACCCCCCCUCCUUACCAAGAAAAGUGGCGGGAAGGAACCCGCGCGACCGAAACACGUGGACAGCGAAGCCGUGCUGAAAUUCCACAAUUAACCACGCAAAGAUACGUGGACACCGCCAGAAAUGGCGCACUUCAAGCUCACGGUGAUCGUGACGCUUAUUUUAUAACUAAAAACACAAAAAACCACGGCGGAAUGCCGGUAAAACAAAAUUUUAACACCGCACCUCUCACAGUUGAAAAGUGGGAAUGCGGACCAAAAAAACUAAACUAUUUAUAUUCAGAGGAAGAACUUUCCUCACCCAGAGAGCGGGCGAACAGCCAACACCUUAAACAUAACGUAAAUGUGGAAACAGGAUCCACAACAAACGGACAGCGCAGCCACGCUGUAAUUCAGAAAUACGCUGAUGUCGUCAUAAACGGCGUAUUUCAAGGUCACGGUGAUCGUGACUUUUAUUUAAAAAACAAAAACGAUAAGGAACACGGCGGAAUGCCGUUAAAACAAGUCUUUAACACCGCACCUCCCACGGUUGAAAAGUUGGGAAGCGGACCUAAAAAUGCUAAUUAUUUAUAUUCCGAGGAAGAAUAUUCCUCACCCAGAAAACGGGCCAGAAGCCAACAAGAUAACGAUAACUUAAACGUGGAAACAAAAUCCACAACAAACGGACAGCGCAGCCACGCUGUAAAUCAGAAAUACGCUGAUGUCGUCAUAAACGGCGUAUUUCGAGGUCACGGUGAUCGUGACUUUUAUUUAAAAAACAAAAACGAUAAGGAACACGGCGGAAUGCCGGUAAAAAAAGUUUUUAACACCGCACCUCCCACGGUUGAAAAGUUGGGAAGCGUGCCAAAAAAAUUUAAUUAUUUAUAUUCCGAGGAAGAACUUUCCUCACCCAGAGAGCGGGCUGACAGCCAACACCUUAAACGUAAUGUAAAUGUGGAAACAGGAUCCACAACAAACGGACAGCGCAGCCACGCUGUAAUUCCGAAAUACGCUGAUGUCGUCAUAAACGGCGUAUUUCGAGGUCACGGUGAUCGUGACUUUUAUUUAAAAAACAAAAACGAUAAGGAACACGGCGGAAUGCCGGUAAAAAAAGUUCUUAACACCGCACCUCCCACGGUUGAAAAGUUGGGAAGCGGACCUAAAAAUGCUAAUUAUUUAUUUUCCGAGGAAGAACUUUCCUCACCCAGAGAGCGGGCUGACAGCCAACACCUUAAACGUAAUGUAAAUGUGGAAACAGGAUCCACAACAAACGGACAGCGCAGCCACGCUGUAAUUCAGAAAUACGCUGAUGUCGUCAGAAACGGCGUAUUUCGAGGUCACGGUGAUCGUGACUUUUAUUUAAAAAACAAAAACGAUAAGGAACACGGCGGAAUGCCGGUAAAAAAAGUUUUUAACACCGCACCUCCCACAGUUGAAAAGUUGGGAAGCGGACCUAAAAAUGCUAAUUAUUUAUUUUCCGAGGAAGAACUUUCCUCACCCAGAGAGCGGGCUAACAGCCAACACCGUAAACGUAAUGUUAAUGUGGAAACAGGAUCCACAACAAACGGACAGCGCAGCCACGCUGUAAUUCAGAAAUACGCUGAUGUCGUCAGAAACGGCGUAUUUCGAGGUCACGGUGAUCGUGACUUUUAUUUAAAAAAGAAAAACGAUAAGGAACACGGCGGAAUGCCGGUAAAAAAAGUUUUUAACACCGCACCUCCCACAGUUGAAAAGUUGGGAAGCGGACCUAAAAAUGCUAAUUAUUUAUUUUCCGAGGAAGAACUUUCCUCACCCAGAGAGCGGGCUAAAAGCCAAGACCUUAAAAUUAAUAUAAAGACGCAAACAGGGGCCACAACACACGCACGCCUUUCACACCCGGCCGGGAAAAGGAUCGCGGAGCCGUGGCUCCCACAAUUCGAUGAACUCCAGGGAGCCUUCGAGCUGGCGAAAACACUCGACACAGCCAUCGUCGAGCACACCGAUCUGGCUGGGAAACUGUUCGCCAGACACACCGCCAUGCUCAAGCGACAUUUCGAGUGGGCGAAUCCUAUCCACAGCAGCUUCUAUUACUGCACAGCUGUGGAUGUCAACGGAGCCGGUUGCACAUACGCAAACGACUCCGAAAAGGCGGUCCAGGACCACAUUCGCGAGCGCCACCCCGGGUCCGGAGCAACACCACGACGAUUCGGAAUGUCACCAUUCCACGGCGGCAUGGCGACAAUCGGGCCGUCGUGCUCGAUAACGGCCGCCGUCGCCGCUGUCUGCACGAUGCCGGGAAUCCCGGACAUCGAUGCAACUCUCCUCCGAGCCUUCCGCGGAUCCACGGCCGACACCGCGCGGGAGGUGAUCGGAGCACUCGGCCUCCAGCUUCCCACCUCACCGGGAUGGGCCCUGGAGAAACUCACGGCACAGGACGACGCCAUCAGACGCACCUUCGCCGCCACGGCGCGCCAAGACAUCUACUGUUCCUGGUGCGGUGAAACGGAAGAGGGACAGCCAGAGCCACAGAUAGCAACUGUGACCUACGAGGCGCCGGCCGGCGGCCUCCCAGGCACCACGGCGACCGCUAUCAGCGAGGCAUUCGGCCACGUAUCGGCCAACUUGCCUCACCACUGCCCGGCUUGCCGCACCGAAGGCGCCACUCUAUCUGCACUGUCGGUUUUUCUCUUCGGAGAAGCCGUGGCAAUCACAGUCAUACCGCCAGCUGGAAACCAGAAAGCGGUAGGUCUGCCGGAAUUGCCGCUGGAGGUGAUGCUCCCGACGGCGCUCUUCAGCCAGAACCCCUAUAAACUCCACGCCGCGAUCUGCGCCACGACGUCGAAGCACGUGGUCGCAUACGUCCUGUGCCGGGAAGAUGGGAAGGAGCAAUGGCACCGCUACGACGGCACCGUUCAC